Leguminivora glycinivorella is the source of this 1086-nucleotide messenger RNA. RefSeq lists its product as uncharacterized. The record is from RefSeq and is a predicted model, not a curated record. Bases 86 to 742 code for a protein of 218 amino acids. NCBI's taxonomy places the organism in Eukaryota, Metazoa, Arthropoda, Insecta, Lepidoptera, Tortricidae. The transcript has 7 exons.
GGCAUAUCACUAAUUUGCUUCUUCAGCAGAGCAGUGCAAUUUACCAAUUAUAUUUUUGGUUAUUAAUUAUAACUGAAUAAACAAAAUGCAGUUUAUUGUCCUUGCCUUUACCCUGCUGCUCGCAGGUAUCAGUGCUCUACCCCAGAAUGAACUUGAACUCGAUGGAGGCCAGGCGUUCAUCACCGUCACGAACAGGAUCCAGCGAGCCGUGAACAACAUGAACCAGCGCUUGAGGGAGAACGGGUACGACCCGCUGGUCACGGAAUACAGAUCCACCGGCAUUGACACGCCCUUCCUCAGCGCCUACGCGCACUUGGAGGACCUGGAGUGCACGGGGCUCUCCCACAACAAGUUCGACCGGCUCAGCUUCAACUCGGUCAGCAUGCGGCUUAACUUCAACCUAGUGUGGCCAAGUAUCGCCUGUGUCGUCAAAUCACAGGGUGCUAAAGCAGCCGUCCUUGGUCGCGAAUUCGAAGCUUCAAACUCUGGAAUCCUGCAGGCGACUAACACGCGCAUCGAAGGCAGCGUGCGUGUCCGCCCGAGACCCAUCAGCGGCGUCAGCAUAAUCGACUGCUCCUUACUCUUGAGCACAAACAUCGAGUCCGAACUGAAAGUGGUGUGGCAUGGACGUGACAUCUCCCACGAGGUGAACGGAGUGGUGGAAGCCUUCAACCAGCAAAUCCACGACAAUAAGGAGGCGUUUGGCAUCCAAUUGUGUAAUCUGCUGGAGCAGGCGAUGUAAAUCUGCGGCACCAGGGGGCUACCUCAGUUCUACUUUCACAUUGUCCAUGUGAACACAUUUAAGUUUAAAUUUAUGUAAAUAAAGCCUUUUUGUUACAUAUUCAACCUAUGACUCUUGUAAGUGUCUAUGACACGGCCAUGACUUUGACAUUUAUAUUUACGCACCAAAUGUCAGAGGCUUUAUUCAAUGAAUAAUGUUUUAUUUGUAAAUCGUUUAAAAGAUACUGGAAUAUUAGCUUAAAUGUUGUUUCUCUUUCAGGUGAGCAUUUUCAUUGUUAUAAUUUCAACAUGUAUUAGAGUAUAAUUUGUUUGUACUUAAUAAAACAUUCUCUUUCAGAACAACAA